CACGCUGAUUGGCUCGUUCAAAAAUAACAUGUACUCCACCGCGCCAUUUAAAUGUUUUAAAAGUCGUGUGUUUCCCGUGUUUAUCACAAGUGAAGAAUAAGUGAAAAGAGAAUUAGCAACACGCCUGAUCAACUGUCUUUGUCUCGUAGAAGGUAGCUUAGAAUAAGCAUCAUGGGAUCCAGUGAGAGCAAGAUGGUUGUUUGUGCACCAAUAAAACCAGAACCAGCAAUCAAAAACAGUCGAGUCAGUGAUCUGAUAGAUCCACGCUCGCCAUCAACUGCAAUCAGUCGUACACCCAUUCAGGUCGGUGUGUCCAAAACUGAAUGUCCUCUGGCAUUCACGGAUCCCCGCUCACCUACUAUUGGCAUUAGUCGCACCCCUGUCAGAGAAGUCAUGAGAGCGACAGUUGGGUCCUUUGCCCGCCGUCUGGGCAUGCUUUUGCACAGUGAAACUGAAGCCAAAGUUCCUGCAGCCUCUCAGAAAUGCUUCAGUGAUGCUGUAGAGGAGGAGGAAGUCUUUGAGCGUGAAGAGCUGGCUUCCUCUGAGCCCCUCCUGACGUCUCCGCGUUCCAAGGACUUUGGCUCCAUGGCUGAGCAUGCUAACCUCCUGUCCACCCCUGUCCGGCCCCCUAUGGAAAGUGUGGCUAACUCGAGCCCCUUUGUGCUUCUUGAGGAGCCCCAAGUGGAGGUGGAGUUGGAAACCGAGCCAGACAUUAGCUUAGAGGAGGCGGAAGAAGCAAGAGAGUCUCCUCUUCACAAGAGGCUGAGCAUGAGCCUGAUAACCUACCACGAGGGAGCGACCUCAUCCCAGAUCUUUGCUGAGGUGCACUGUGACAGUACUUCAUCCCCAGAGCCCAGUGUGGAAGUGGAGAUAUUGAGUGACGGUGUGGAUCAUUCUUAUGCCAUUCCUGUUGUCACUGUUGAACCAGCGUCUCCCAUUGAGCCUUCCCUCCCCACUGAUUCAGAGGGUUCCCCUGCUCCGUCAGAGGAAGCAGAGCCUUCUUCUGAGGAAACCCAGAAGCUUGUUGAAGAAUCUUCUCUGCCUUCCGCGCCAGAGCCGCCCACCGUCCCCAGCCCAGAGCAGCCACCGCCCAGCACCGGCAUCCGCUGCCCCUCCUUCGACUCAAAGAGCCCCAGUCAGGUGGUGUUCAAACCACAGUGGUUGGGAAAAGGUUUUGGCGCCACUGGGCAAAAAGCUAGACAAGCACAUGGUGGAAAGGGAGGCUCUUCUCCUCUUGCUGUCCGUGUGGCCACGAGGAAAAUCACCAAUGAAAACAAAAGACAGUCUGGGAAACUGAAGCAAAAAGGUACAGAAGGGCGCUCCCCGCUGCAGAUCCUGAAGGGCACCAACUCACCCAGAGAGCAGCGUACUCAGAUGAAGCUGAAGGUGUCCACCCCAGAUAAGCAGAGGAUUGGGCAAAUGGACCGCAGAGUGCUGGCAGUGUCUCUGGAUCAGGAGAACAGAUGAUUCACUGCAGCGACGUGUACAGAAUCCUGCCAUUUUUAUAUCUUUUGGAACAGGCUUUUAUGUGUACAGCAUUUCUUCAACUUUUUUUUCCGCUUGUGUAUAUUCCUUUUAUCAUUGCAGUUUUCUAUCCUGUUUUGUCUUCUUGUAAAUAUAAAUAAAAGUAUUUGCAUUAUUACUUGAGCUUUAAAUCUUUGAUAUUGACUACUUUGACCAACUAGUUUGGGUAUUUUCUUUCUCUUGUGGUUUCCUUGUUUUUUUCUGCGCUACAUUUUUUGACUUGUAAAUUGUCAAACUUAACUUUUAUAAUAAAAGCACAAAAAGUA
This is a messenger RNA of Centropristis striata (black sea bass), 1790 nucleotides long. It is a transcript of the gene cdca3, whose product is annotated as cell division cycle associated 3. Lineage: Eukaryota; Metazoa; Chordata; Actinopteri; Perciformes; Serranidae. The coding region runs from base 172 to 1467 and encodes 431 amino acids. The transcript is spliced from 6 exons. The record is from RefSeq and is a predicted model, not a curated record.